AGUAGUAGUACUGUCAAAGGCUCUGCUAACAAGGAAGAAGUAGUCGUAGAAGCAGUCACCUCCUCCGUCAACCGAAAGAAGUCAUUUCACCGGAUUGACUGCUCGUCAAUUCAAGGCGUCCGUAGCAAGCCGCCGCAAGUCGUACCAGUAGUAGCCGCCCGUCGCAAGUCGUACUAGUAGUAGCCGCCUGUUGCAGCCGUCGCUCCAUGGAAGAGGAGGCGUCAUGGCUCCGUGUCGCUCGUGGAAGAAGAAAGAAGUCUUCGAUCCGUCGUCAACCGAAUCGAUCCGUCGAACGAUCGAACGGCUGCCGCAACCGCUGCCGCAACCAACCAAACAAGAGGAGCCCGUCAUGGGGGUGAGUAGUAGCCUUUGUUAAGAGGAGCCGCUGCAGAGGAGAUAGCAUCAUCUUGAUAGAGUCAAUAGAGAGUAAAGAUAGAGGUAUCGAAAUAAUGAAAGAGGACCGUACCAGCGAUCCGAGUACGCCGAGUUAUUACGUCCUCUAAGUCUUUUCGAGGAACGUUCCAGGACGUUCCGGUUCGCAUUCGAAUGUCGUACCGGGAGCGGGCUUGCGUUUGUCUCGAUAGUUUGGAUUCAGCCUGUAGGGAAAUUAGCUACGGAAGCCAGCCGGGGCCAGGCUUAAGCAAAGAACAGGCGAAAUUCAGGACUAGGUUCUGUGGGAUCAGGGGCAAGAAAUGGAGGACCAUUACCGGGGCAAAGGGUUUGGCUUUGCGGGAUCUUGCUUGGCACUCCAACGCAAUCCUCCCAUUUCUUCUUUCUUCUGUGGAGAAAAGAGUGACGCUGGUAUCGACGGCAACAGAGAUCAUCACCUCAUCAUUGCUACCUGGUACGGACGAAAGCCCAGCACACAACGUUCCUGCCAUCCUUGCUACUACUGCCUUUCCGCAAAGGUAUCUACCCCUCCAAUUAGGAAGAAAAAACCAUGGUGGUGUUUGUAAUCGACUUUUCGCAAGCGGCCAAGAAUGCAUUGAAUCCAUUGAGCCAACCGGUGCGAGACUAUCUGUGGCAGCAACUGGAAACGGCACGCCAUUCUCCUCACGUCACCAGUGUCAUUGUCACGGGAGGAACCAAGAAUUUUUCUGCGGGUGCCGAUAUUAGCGAAUUUGGUGGCAUUUCCUCGGCUGCUACCGACACUAGCAAUGUUGUCAGUCUGAUUGACAUUGUGGAAUGCAUCGAAAACUUUCCCAAACCCGUCGUAGCGGCCAUUGCGGGAAAUGCCUUGGGAGGAGGACUGGAAGUGGCACUCGCCUGUCAUUAUCGAGUGUGUACUACCAAGGCCAGAAUGGGAUUGCCAGAAGUGACCGUGGGAGUGAUUCCGGGCGCCGGUGGUACACAACGACUGCCUCGAUUGAUUGGAUUGCAAGAAGCAACGCAACGAAUUCUCACGGCCAAACCCAUGAAAGGCCCACAGGCACUGCAAUUGGGACUGGUCGAUGCCACGGUUACUCAGGAGGAAGAACUCUUAUCCACAGCUUUGAAAUGGGCCGAAUGGGCGGAACUCAUGCCACUCGACGAUCGACGUGUCGGACGCAAAACCGUCCCGGAUGCCGCCAUGGCCGACCAGAUUGCACAAUUUGCCCAACAACAAUUGCCACCGGCCAAUCGCGGUGGAUUUGUUCACCGGUGUGCGCUUAAAGCCGUCCUGGCAUCGGCCACCCAACCGUUGGAUGUUGGACGCCGCAUCGAAUUCGAACAAUUUACCGCGGCGCUACAAUCCACGCAAGGGCAAGCGUAUCGACAUGCCUUUUUUGCCAUUCGCAAGGCACAAAAACCAGUGGCCCCACUGCAACAACAACACCCGCUCUUGUCCAGUACUGGUAGUAGCAAAGUGGCCGUCGUGGGAGCCGGUACCAUGGGCAGUGGUAUUGCCAUGGUAUUGCUCCAAGCGGGAUGUCAUGUGACACUCGUCGAUGUGGUACAACCAGCAUUGGAAAAGGGUGUCAAGAAUAUUCAUAAAAUUGUGCACGGAUACGUGGCCAAGAAAAAAAUGACACAACCAGCAGCUCAACAAUUGCUUUCGCGACUUGCGUCCACGCAAAAGUUGCAAGAUUUGACACAUGUGCAGUUGGUCGUCGAGGCCGUGGUGGAACGAAUGAAAGUCAAAAAAUCUAUUUUUACCACACUCGACCAGGUCACUCCACCGUCUUGUAUUCUACUCAGCAAUACAUCCACCUUGGAUAUUGAUGAAAUGGCAUCGGUUCUAUCUCCACAGCGCCAAACAUCCUUUGCUGGAUGGCACUUUUUCAGUCCGGCUCAUGUCAUGAAAUUGGUCGAAAUUGUCCGUGGAGAAAAAACGUCGACGGCCACUGUGGCGUUGUUGCAGGCAUUGACCAAACGCAUCAAAAAGUUGGGCGUCGUGGUGGGCAAUUGCAAUGGAUUCUGUGGCAAUCGAUUGUUACGACCCUACGGACGAGAAGCCGGCAUGAUUCUGGCCGAAGGAGGAGCUCCCACUCCACAAGUGGUCGACCAGGCGCUGACGGCGCAAUUUGGAAUGGCCAUGGGUGUCUUUACGAUGGGUGAUCUCGCUGGCAAUGACAUUGAGUACUACAUUCGACGAGAGCUGGGAUGGGUGCGAGAGAACCCUCAGGAUCCCAUCCCAGCAGGACGUCCCCCCCGAUACACGGAACUCGCCGAUGAUUUGGUGUCCAAGUUCGGACGAGUGGGACAAAAAGCGGGCAAGGGCUGGUACGACUACAACCCAAAAGUGGGCAAAGGCCGCAAGCCCAUUCCCUCCAAAGAGGUCGAACAAUUCAUUGCCAGUUUCGUGUCUUCAUCAGGCGCUCGGCCGCAAUUGCUGACUAAUACCGAAAUCAUCGAACGGGUCAUGUUCCCCUUGGUCAAUGAAGGUUUCAAAUGUCUGGAAGAGGGCAUUGCCCAGCGUCCGUCGGAUAUUGAUAUCAUCUAUUUGAAUGGAUACGGAUGGCCCGUCUGGAGAGGUGGACCCAUGUUCUGGGCGGACAAUGAGGUUGGACUGCCUAAACUGCUGGCGACGCUGCAGAGGUUUGCUCGUCAGUUCCCCACCACGGAGCAUUUUGUGCCUAGCAAGCUUCUAGAGACUUGUGUCCAAAUGGGAGUGACAGUGGAGGAGUAUUAUGCCAAAGGAUUGAACAAGCAUGGUAGAGCUAGACUCUAAUUUUAGAUUCGAUUUCACUGCAUGAUGAACUAGAUUUUAGCAUCUGCCUGCUG
Molecule: messenger RNA, 3204 nt
Organism: Seminavis robusta
Lineage: Eukaryota; Bacillariophyta; Bacillariophyceae; Naviculales; Naviculaceae
Source: the annotation of a GenBank genome assembly